Acanthoscelides obtectus is the source of this 2295-nucleotide messenger RNA. NCBI's taxonomy places the organism in Eukaryota, Metazoa, Arthropoda, Insecta, Coleoptera, Chrysomelidae. The record is from the annotation of a GenBank genome assembly.
GGGAAUCUUUAAAUUUGACAUUUGACGUUCUGUUUGAAAAGGUUUUUCCAACGGUUUUAAAAACUUGUUAGUACUCCAAUAUCCAUAUCUCCAUCCCUCUAAGUUUUUUAUUUUUAUGCAUUUUUCAUAAUAGAAAAAUGGAUAGUGGUAUUAUUCCUAACAAAAGACGUCUUACUGCUCCUGGAACCAUUGUAAAUGCAGGGACAAAACCAGUUAUUCAUCAUUUACCUAAUAGAUCUAACAGAACUUUAGCAGAGGACCAUGCAAGAAAGCAUCAUACUAAAGUCAAAUUGAAAACACCCAAAAGUUGCAGCUUAAUAACAGACAAAGAGAAUAGUUUUAAUAUACCUUUAAAGAAUAUCAGCUGUUAUACUGUCCCUGAAGCUACUCGAGGACCAAAUUGCUCAUCUAAUAGCUUUCAGGAGGGAAAUGAUGCAAAAAGAAAUAUUCUGACUGAAUCAGAUUUGGAUUGUAGUGACCAAGAAAAUAAUAUAGAUCCAAAUGGUACCUUUUCAAUAGCUACUCCAGGCCCUAUCCAUUCAAAUAUUCAAUUUGAUCAAUCAGCAAAUGAAACUAAAAAGAUCUCUACAGACUCAGACAUCGAAUUUGGUCAUAAAAUGAGGCCAAGAAAACGUUUUAGUUCACAGUCACAAACCCGACUUGAAACAAAUACAAGAAAGUCUGUACGCUUCAUGCCAACUAAAACUGUCAUACAUUCCUCACGAAUACAAGAUAUGACACCUGGUUACUCAGUAAAGAAGUCAAGUUCUGAAGCUUCCAAUAGAUCAAAAAAGUUGUCAGAUAGAAAAUCAACUCCUUUUGUUAAGAGAAGCAAAAGUUCUGCGAUCACUAUAGAUAGCAAUACAAGUUCAAGUGUAAGUGGAUCAGAACCAGAGCUAGGCAACAAGAGCUCUUUGGUUCCAAGAUAUUGCUUAAGAUCUGGAAGUAUGGAUAAGAAAAUUCCUGAAGAAUCACUUGAGGACAAUGCUGUUGAAGCAAAUUCUACCAAACACAAAAAUAAGACCCCAAAAAAAGUCUCUUGCAUUGAUUUGGUCACUCCAAAUCCUAAGGCACAUCAAUCAUUGAAACGAGAAGGUACUUUCAUUGUGGAUAGUCCCUCAAUUGUUGCGAUAGAUUAUUCCACAAGAAUUGACGAGUCGAUGAAUGAAACCAAUACUACAAAACAGCAAAGAAAGAGGUGGGACAGAUCUCUUGGUUCUGUUAUGCUUGAUAAAUCUGCUUUUGACCUCAUUGGUGUUACUCCAUCCAAGAAUAUUGAAACUAAGGCUCCAAGGAAAAGAUGGGACAAAUCUCUUGAACCUGCAGCAGUGGACAUUUCUGGAUUUGAGCUCCUGGAUAAUCAAGCUCCUCCAUUAUGGGAUGAGCUUUCCCCACCACCGGAUAAAGAUGAUUUUGCUGUUAAAAAUAAACCAGGUACAUCUGGACCAAAGUGCUACAGUAGUACUCCUAUACCAUAUACCAGAAGUUCUGCUAGAGCCAUUUCUGCACAGAAAAUUAUUCCCGAACUGGGAAAGAAAAAAAUGGACAAGAUGUCUACAAAAUCAAAAAUUCCAAAUUUUGCUUUGAUACAUCAGAAGAAUUUCCAGAAGAUGGAAAAUAUAAAAGAAAUGGUUGAAAGGAAGGCAAAAAGGGCUGAACUUCUUCUUUCAGGUCAGAAACCUCCAAGAGCUGUACCCACUCCAAAAGACAGCAAGCUUAGCAAAGCUCUGAGAUAUAGUCCCAAGAAACAGUCCUCCACUAAACUAGAGACAAAUAUUCCUAAACCUACAAAAUCAGUGAAGAUGAAGUCUACUGAGCGACAGAACCAUGUCCUUGUAAAAGCUGCUAAAAUAGUCACAAAUAAUUCAGUGCCUAAAAGAAAGUCAAUAGAGAACCAGAAAAAUGGUUUUUCGAAAUUCGGCUUUAAGGUCGGACAAGAAGCUGUCAAAAAGGUCACCAAGGAGGAACAGGCAAAGGCAGUUGCCACUAAAACGAAGGUUGCAAAGCAUACAUUAGACUCUCGUAGAAUAAUGACGCAAAAAGUAAGGUCCAAUCGCCGGUUUGACCUGCUUAUGCAAAUGAGAAAUAAGCCAAAAUAAAAUGUUUCGAUAUUUCAUACAAUGUGUACUAUGUACAUAUCAGUUUUAAUGAAAAUAAAUUUAAAAUUCUCAUUUCUGUUGUAAACAUUUUGCUAUUUUUAUUAAAAAUUGCAUUUUAUGCAUGUUUUUUGUAAACUUAGAUUAGUAAGCGCUUUAUGUAAUACGUAUUUGAAAAAAUAUAUUUUUCUCUGAAUGA